This is a messenger RNA of Rhinichthys klamathensis goyatoka, 1451 nucleotides long. RefSeq names its product gastrula zinc finger protein XlCGF8.2DB-like. Lineage: Eukaryota; Metazoa; Chordata; Actinopteri; Cypriniformes; Leuciscidae. Gene Ontology annotation, biological process: regulation of transcription by RNA polymerase II. Gene Ontology annotation, molecular function: RNA polymerase II cis-regulatory region sequence-specific DNA binding; DNA-binding transcription factor activity, RNA polymerase II-specific. The record is from RefSeq and is a predicted model, not a curated record. The coding region runs from base 288 to 1322 and encodes 344 amino acids. The transcript is spliced from 3 exons.
UUGUUUAAGGGUUAGUAGACUAUUUUUUUUUUUUAAUUCAUGGAAUUGUUUCUUAACGACUGUUCUGGCAAAACAUUUACACUUGGAUAAUUGCGAGUGAUUGUAAGUGUGAUGAUCAUCUGCUAAAUGAGCAACAACGACCACAAUUCACUCCUUCAGUCAGUGAAGCUCCCACAGCCGUUCAUGAGAGUUUAAAUGCUGGGGAAUAUUCCCAUCUUCCCACAGGAGAAGAAGAAGCAAGCAGGAGGAAUUACUCCAGGAGAAACUACGGACAUACUAUUGUAAAGAUGGAGAUUAAGGAAGAACCCUGCAGAAUAAAAGAUGAAGAUACAGAGGAACAAAUAGAAGAAGCAAGCAGGAGGAAUUACUCCAGGAGAAACUACGGACAUACGAUUGUAAAGAUGGAGAUUAAGGAAGAACCCUGCAGAAUAAAAGAUGAAGAUACAGAGGAACAAAUAGACUCGAUGGAAGUAAAAGCAGACAAACGCCAACGGUUUCAAAAACCUCAACAAUUCAAAAAUGGAAAUGCUGCUAUUUCACCGACUGAAGAGAACCGCAAACAAAAACAAGCUGGAAAAGCUGUAUUCAACGGACCUCUUACUUGCUCUCAGUGUGGAAAGAGUUUCAUGCGUGAAGGAAACUUUAAUGAACAUAUGAGAAUUCACACUGGAGAAAAUCUGUUCUCGUGCUCUCAGUGUGGAAAGAGUUUUACUCGGAAAGGACACUUAAACGUGCACAUGAGAGUUCACACUGGAGGAGGAUCGUUCUCCUGCUCUGAGUGUGGGAAGAGUUUCAUAAAGAAAAUAAGCUUACAUGUGCACAUGAAAUCUCACACUGGAGAAGAUAUGUCCACAUGCACUCAGUGUGGAAAGAUAUUCGCAUCCAAAAAAAAGCUCAACUAUCAUUUGCGCAUUCACGCCGAAGUGAAGCGGUUCAGCUGUGAUCAGUGUGAUAAAACAUUUGUUCUGGAAUCAUACUUAAAAUCACACAUUCAAAUUCAUGCUGCUGUGAAGGCUUACCUUUGCUCUGUAUGUGGAAAGAGUUUUUCACAACUUCCGGCUUUUCGAUCGCAUAUGAGUGUUCAUAAUGGUGUGAAACCUUAUCUGUGCUCUGACUGCGGGAAGACCUUCACUGUGUCCAGCGACUUAAUAAAACACCAGAGGAUUCACACCGGAGAGAAACCGUACAAGUGCUCACACUGUGAAAAGUGUUUCACUCAGGUAGGAGCCGUGAAAUCUCAUGAGAGAGUUCAUACUGGAGAGAAAUCUAAGAGACAAAUUCAUAAGAAAAGGCGUUGCCUGAAGUUGUCUAGUAAAAAAUAAUUCAUGUUCAGAUCCGUCUCUUUCAAGCAAAUAGUUUGAUAUUCUGAUAAAGCAAAAUAUGGUAUUCUUGCAGCAACGGGAUCUGAGGGAGAAAUCUGUGAAUUAAAAUCAGGGAAAAUUGUUUGUUUA